This is a messenger RNA of Pestalotiopsis fici W106-1, 948 nucleotides long. RefSeq lists its product as uncharacterized. The transcript is spliced from 2 exons. The record is from RefSeq and is a predicted model, not a curated record. The coding region runs from base 1 to 948 and encodes 315 amino acids. Lineage: Eukaryota; Fungi; Ascomycota; Sordariomycetes; Amphisphaeriales; Sporocadaceae.
AUGGCCAAGGUCCGUUCGAUACUGCUGAGUGCCUGUGCCGCUGGCUUGGCAACCGCGGCCCAGGUGCCUACACUGCCUCUGAAGGCACCAGAUAGAGCACAAAUCACGGCCGCCCCAGUGCUCAACAAGGCCGUCGUCAACGCUGCCGUCGUCAAUGCUGCCGCCGCCUCGGAUGAUGAUUCAAAUUACUAUGGCUGUGAAAAUGCAGGAUAUCUUGUGGAAUAUUGCUACGACGCCUAUGACUACGACGCGUGUCUGUGCUGUGACGGCUCGUCGUAUGAUCCCACGUACCUGGACGACAGUGCAAAGAGCUGUGCCUCGUAUAUUGAGGAGUCUCUGCCGGCGUCGACCUAUGAGUACACAUUUUACUCUUCGCUGGGCAGCUACUGUAAGAGUGUAGGCAGUGAUGUUUGCUCCAUCACUUCCGCCGCCACCUACACCUCCGUCGCCACUGCACCAGACGCUUGCUGGUCAGUGGUGGAUAUCGCUGACAACUGUGCCUACACCAACUCUGGCAUCUACGAAGAUUCGGAUGAGGAGCAAGCCAGCUGCUUCUGCUACACCACCCAUGGUCGCUCCACCACCUGGGCCCCUGAUGUCUUUGACGGCGAGGCCAGCGAGUGCGCCGACUGGGCCGCGACUGCCGAGACGGAAUACUACUCGGACUGGCUGGCCCUGGCCACGUUCUGUCAGAGCGUGGGCGAUAUCAUGACCACGUCGACUUCGGGAACAAAGACGAGCUCCACCCCGCCGGCUGCUCAGACUGGCCACUCUGGAACGACCACAUCCGCAACCGCCACAUCCACAUCCGCAUCCGCCACUGCUGUGACCGUCACUGUUGCUCCGUCCGCCACCGGCACCAGCGCUGCCAACACCAUGAGCGGAGGUGCGUCAAUUGCAUUUGGAUUGGCAAGUGUUGUCGUGGCCUUGUUCGCCUACGCUCUCUGA